AUGUCUCAGCAGGGUUUGAAUAAUGCCAGCAUCCGGAGAAAACUGGUUAUCGUGGGAGAUGGUGCGUGUGGUAAAACGUGUUUAUUGAUUGUUUUCGCGAAGGGAAAAUUUCCUCAGGUUUACGUGCCUACAGUGUUCGAUAACUACGUAGCCGACGUCGAAGUUGAUGGGAGACGCGUCGAAUUGGCGUUGUGGGAUACCGCUGGCCAAGAAGAUUACGACCGUCUGCGCCCCCUCUCAUAUCCUGACUCGAACGUGGUUCUGAUCUGUUUUUCGAUCGACUUGCCAGAUUCCCUUGAAAACGUCAUGGAAAAAUGGAUUUCCGAGGUUCUACACUUUUGUCAGGGAGUUCCAAUUAUUUUGGUCGGGUGCAAAGUCGAUUUGAGAAAUGAUCCUCAAGUCAUCGAAAACUUGCGUGCAAACGGUCAAGAACCCUUGUCGCAAGCCGCUGCCCAAGAAGUUGCGGACCAAAUUGGCGCCGUCGAGUACAUUGAAUGUUCCGCCAAGACCGGUUACGGUGUGCGUGAGGUGUUUGAAGCUGCCACCCGCGCGUCUUUGAUGGGUAAGCAGGGCAAAACUAAAAGCAAGAAAAACAAGUCCUCUACUAAGAAGAAGAAGAAGUGUGUCCUUCUGUGA
This is a messenger RNA of Lachancea mirantina, 636 nucleotides long. The record is from the annotation of a GenBank genome assembly. NCBI's taxonomy places the organism in Eukaryota, Fungi, Ascomycota, Saccharomycetes, Saccharomycetales, Saccharomycetaceae.